UCUAGCAGAUAGGCUCGCCCGUAGAUGAGAAAAUGAAACUGUCCGUCCGAGGCAAAAAGCCGUGACGCGCCAGAAAGGAGUUGUUGUUCGCCGAGAUCCACCCGAGCGAGUGUUUUUGCGAUAGGGACCACCAGCAUGUACCCUAACUCACACCCGGCUCAGACGCUGAGCAGUCCGUACAUGACGCCGGCGUUUGGAGAUUUCACCGGUUAUCAUCAUGUCGCGGGAUUUGGGGACCAUAAUGGCGCGUGGACCCCCCAGUACGCAACUCAGCGGGAUGAAUGGUCGGUGUACGGUCACAGUAUCGCGGGUUCGAGUCCCGGUGCCGGACAUGUCGCUUUCAGCUCCCCGGAUUUGUUCGGUAUGCCUUCCGCCUCUGGAGGGGGAUCACAUCCUAUCACCUCAUACAACUUAACUCCGGGGCAGGACUCGUCAAACUCCAAGGGAGAGAAAUCAUAUGAGUCCAUAAGACACAGUGGGCAUCCAUCAGUUUCAGGAGAGAAGACUCGCACUAAAGACAAGUACAGAGUGGUGUACACUGACCACCAGCGCUUGGAGCUGGAGAGGGAGUUCCAGUAUAGCCGCUACAUCGCCAGCGGCAGGAAGGCUGAGCUGUCCCUGGAGGUGGGCCUCUCAGAGAGACAGGUCAAGAUAUGGUUUCAGAACAGACGUGCCAAAGAGAGGAAGUUAAACAGGAAGAAGUUACAGCUUUCUCAACAGGCCUCCACGACUACUACCACCUCUCCUGUGCUGACUGGCUGCACCAACGCCAUCAUGCAAACCAGCAACAUUUUGUCAGAUACAAUAUCAAUAGCAGUCAAACAGGAAUUCUAAAGGAAUGGCUGCAUAUAGCACUGGAAUA
This is a messenger RNA of Lampris incognitus (smalleye Pacific opah), 862 nucleotides long. RefSeq names its product caudal type homeobox 1a (gene cdx1a). Gene Ontology annotation, biological process: animal organ morphogenesis; anterior/posterior axis specification; regulation of transcription by RNA polymerase II. The record is from RefSeq and is a predicted model, not a curated record. Gene Ontology annotation, cellular component: nucleus. Lineage: Eukaryota; Metazoa; Chordata; Actinopteri; Lampriformes; Lampridae. The transcript has 3 exons. Gene Ontology annotation, molecular function: RNA polymerase II transcription regulatory region sequence-specific DNA binding; DNA-binding transcription factor activity, RNA polymerase II-specific. Bases 136 to 834 code for a protein of 232 amino acids.